Rubroshorea leprosula is the source of this 682-nucleotide messenger RNA. The record is from the annotation of a GenBank genome assembly. NCBI's taxonomy places the organism in Eukaryota, Viridiplantae, Streptophyta, Magnoliopsida, Malvales, Dipterocarpaceae.
AAGCCCCGACAAGCAACGCCGAGAAUUCGACGGAGGGAAGAAAGUGGAAACCACAAGAAGAAGAGGAAGAGGGAAGGAAUUUUGAUACAGUAAACUAGAAGAAGAAGAAAGAGAUAAUGGCGGAGAACAAGGACCUGCUGCCGGCGAAGUACGACGUCAAUGCAAAGUGGGACGCCUGUCUCGAUCUGACCGUCCGUCGCUUCGUUUACUCUUCCUUGGCUGGGGCGUUCGGCGGCCUCCUCCUCUUCAGGAGUCCAGUAACUCGAUGGGCAUCUAUAGCUUUUGGUGCUGGAGUGGGUAUUGGCUCUGCAUACACAGAGUGUUCUCGAAUAUUUGAUGGGUCUACUUCAAAUCCAGCUCCUCCAAAACUAGCAGAUGCUCCUCCAAAGCUAGCAGAUGCUCUUCCAAAACUUGCAGAUGCUCCUCCUUCCCAGGAUGUGCAGGAGUGACUUUAAGAAACCCCAAGUUGACAGGAUUAAAAUCAGAAUUUCCUUAGAGUUGAGAUUGUUGGCCUUUCUUGCUCUGCAUGGCUUCCAGUGAUGUACUACAUACAUUGUUGUCAUGAACAAACAGUUACCAUAAUGCUUUGCAUAAUUUCAUAUAGAUUCCAUUACCUUUUGUUAUGUAAUUCUAUGGAGUAAACAUGAUUUUGGGGAAAUGAAAAUAAUUCCUUUCUGCGGCC